Molecule: messenger RNA, 6944 nt
Organism: Schistosoma intercalatum
Lineage: Eukaryota; Metazoa; Platyhelminthes; Trematoda; Strigeidida; Schistosomatidae
Source: the annotation of a GenBank genome assembly
AUACAAUCUUUUGUUUAAAUGCUUCAAGGUUCUCUCAUUUUGUGGCUAGUUGCGGAAUAUACGGGCGUUGGGUCGGUUGUAUAUACUGUACAUAUUUGUGAGUUGUGAAGGCCAGUCAGUUGUAUGAACUGCAGUUUCAAUAAUUCUAUGCAUAUAAAACGGGAGACAAGUUUGCGCUUUUAAAAUUGAUCUAAUAAGUGCCUGAAUUGACUACCCUACUCGAAUUUGUUUGGAGCUACAAUGGAAUUAUCGUUGAUGGAUCUAUAUUUGAAAAUAUCAUCAAAAAUGAAAAUGACUUAACUGUAUCUCUAUAGUCAGUAGCGGAAUCUUUCGUAUAUAAUUCCAGCUAGCAAGUUUCGAAGCCCCAUUUGAGCUUUGGCUCUACAACCUGUGUACAUACUUGGGAUUGGUGAGGGUAUCAAGUUAACACAUGUCAGCUGAAGAGGUGGCUCGUGUUACUCCAGACCUGACAGGCUUGUUAUCUACUUCAAUACCACCCCCGGGAUUUUCAGUUGGCGGUUCCACAACUUCAUUGGGUGAUUUGACAAUAACCACUCCAGGUUCCAGUUCCAUUAACUGCAAAUCGCUAAGUAUUGGUUAUCAUCCUCAUUGGCCUGCUGCACUCCCUGAUCUCAAUCUGUCUGUUUUUCAAGAUGGCGCUCCUCAGCUCCCUGAUACACUCUGUCUAACUGAUGAUGAUGCACUUGAUAUAGCUGCCAACUGUGCUAACUCUACAGGUGUAUGCUUAGAUAUGCAAACAAAGGAGAACAUUGAUGAUUGUAGCUCUGAUUUACCCCAUCACUUUCAUAAUCUAUCCAUAAUCGGUUCUUCUCGGGCUAAUCAGAUCUGGGCUGUUGGUGCAGAGCGUCGAAUAAGUACAACACCUGGAAGUGAUACUGCUGGGGGAAGCAAUUGCAGUUCUGGGCUGCUUUCUUGUUUCGGAGACUCACAUUGUAGUGUUGGUUCAGGCAAUUUCAGUGCCAACGGAGUAAAUUACAAUAGCGCAGCUAGUGGAGAGGCUCAUUCGUUUGCGGGUAGUGGUGUCACUGGGGACAUAACUCCUCUACCCGGACAGCUUGGACACCUCACUGCUUCCAAUGGGACAGCCGUCCCUGGUAGGUUAGAGAACCAACACCCUCAAGAAAACGCUAACAUGGCACCAUUUGAUUUGUUAUCCAUCUGGGAACCUCGCCAAAACAAUUCGCAUCACGUUUGGUUACCUGAUCCUUCACAGGACCCAGUUACAGCAAAUACAACCGUAGGAAAUUGCGCCGCCAGCAGAAAUAAUUGUCAGGAAGAACAAGAUAAUCAUAACCAUUUAGGUUUAGGAAUUGAUAAUGGAGCCGAAAAUGAAGUGCUUCCAUGGAAUUGGGAUACAGCUUGUGGUCUAGCGAAUACAACUUCAUGGCGUGAUUUGUUUCCCGAAUGUAAGGACACUGAACCGACUAACUUACCGUAUAACAACUCAGAAACGGAUGGUAUAAACCAUUCAAAUGCACCAGAGUUUGGAGCUCAUGCACCUUCAGGUCUGUGGUCAUCAUCUAUACACAACGUCACAUCAUCUAUGUCAAUUUCAGCAUCUUCGCCUUUGAGCACGCAACCUGCCAUUCUUUUUGGGUCUGCAAUGGGCCUUGUUUCGGAAUCGAAUGACAUCGACACCUUACAACAUUCACAUCGAGUUCUUCAAGAUCAGUCUGAUGCAUUUAAUGACGUUACAAUGCCUAGAUCAAAUGCAUCAUUGUUUGCACAAUCUAAUUCUACUUUGAUCAAUUCUCGUUCAACUGCUUUUCGUGGCUCAUCAGUGUCCAAUUCUGAUUUGAAUUCCAUGUCCGAUACCAUUACGUCAAAUCUAUUCCCAUUACCUUCAAGUACAGCCAUGCCAAAUUCAUUGCUUGCUAUUCCUCCACUGUUUCUUUUCGGUCAGUCAGCUGAGUCUGAGUGUUCAGGACUUAUCACACCUUCAGCAAACAUCAGUACUUUACCAGCAUCAUCUACACCUCUUCAAAUUCCUGUUUCCUUUGUCGGUGGUCAAGGUUCUGCUUUCGGACCACCCUUUCAGCUAAGUGAGGCUCACAUUAUGAAUGAUAUUUAUACAAAAUAUCCAGGUAUUUUGCCGCCACCUGGCUUAUGUGCUGUUAGUUCACCUUCAUCGAGUAAUUGUACUACACCAACUUUAUCCUCAGUUGCGGCCGUAUCAGCCACAUCUUCAGUUUCUCAGUUACCACCAGGAAAUUUCGAAGGAAAUCCACUUUGUGAAUCCAGUGUUGUAAACAAUAAUUUUCCAUUUGGUUAUAAUAUGCCGCCCACAUCUCAACUAAAUAUGAUGGACCCGCAAUCAAUGGCUAUGGCUAUGACACUUUUUAUGUCACAAGGAGGUGCAGCUAAUAAUAAUAACAAUAAUAAUAGUCAAAUUCCUCCACCACUUUCACAAGCACCACAAUGGAAUCAUGUUGCAUUCAUGAUCAUGCAACAAUUAGCUAAUGGUAUGGCAAACAAUCCAGGCUGCGUUGUAUCAUCAGCUUCGAAUGCAGUUAUUGAUAAUAUUACACCAUCCGCAAAUGGUAAUAAUAUCGUAGAUCAAUCACGUCUUGCCGCUGGAGCUUUUGCUUUUUUCCAAGCUCAACAACAGUUAAUGAAUGCUGCACAACAACAACAACGACAUAGCACUGCUCUGAGUGGUGGUAGCGUUGUAUCAAAUAAUUCUUCAAAUUGUAUUGCUCCAUCUGUCACUUCGUCAACACCCCUAGUUGCUCCGUUCACAUCUAGUGUUGUCACAAAUUCAUCUAAUUAUUUUGGAGGCCUGUAUUCUUCCGGUUCGGUUGUUGCUGGAUUAAACCCAGGCAACUUUUCGAUACCUAAUGGAAUAAACCUAUUACCACCAGUUGGUCUUCUUCACCCGGAAGCAAGCGGUAGUCCCAACUCGGUGGCUGGAGAUGUAUCUAGUUACAGUCGUAUGCCUAUUUCGCAACCUCCUGGAGCUUUAGCUGUUAGCAUGCAUAUUUCUCCAACAUCACCAUCAGGACUUCAAAGACCUCCUUUAUCUGUUUCAACCGGAUUUUCAUCAGCCACACCAUAUCCAUUCAAUUUCGAUGCAUCGAUGCAUAAAAAUCGUGCUUUUGCUGCCGCCUUUGCUGCUGCAUCGGGUGUGGCUGUUACUGCUACCCCACCUCCUGGCAUGGGUCCCAACCCUAAUCUUCGACCUACUGGAGUGAACCAUCCGGCCCUCUUAGGAACUAGAGCUCCAGUUCCACCACCCCUUAUGCCUGUAGUUACUGGUCGUAGUCCUGGUCUAUUAUCUGCCGUACAUUCUCAAACUGUUCAACAAAGUCCAAAUUAUGCUGCUGCUCUUCAAUCACACCAAAAUAUCAACCAGCGACUUCCAGCCCCUUUACUUUCACCACUUCCUUUGACUUUAUCUGGUACUGCUUCUUCAAGGCCUAGUUCGGUUGUUGGUGUGAACAUUACUACGUCUACUCCACUCGUUGUUACCACUGUGUCUAGCCGAAGUCAACUUUUGGAGGAUUUUCGAAAUUCAAGUGCACGAUUCCAACACAUGCAUCUGUCAGAGUUACGUGAUCAUAUGGUCGAAUUCGCCCGUGAUCAACAUGGAUCUCGAUUUAUACAACAGAAAUUAGAGACCGCUACUACCACUGAAAAAAAUUCAGUCUUUAAUGAAAUAUUACCACAUUCUGGCAAACUAAUGACUGAUGUAUUUGGCAACUAUGUGAUACAAAAGUUUUUCGAAUUCGGAACAAAAGAGCAAAAAGAACUUCUCUCGCAACGUUUACAAGGUCACGUUGUUGAGUUUGCUACUCAAAUGUAUGGUUGUCGUGUUAUACAAAAAGCAUUAGAAUCUGUACCAGCCGAGGCAAAAAUACACAUAGUUGGUGAACUGAGACCAUUUGUAACACGGUGUGUAAAAGAUCAAAACGGGAAUCACGUUAUUCAAAAAUGCAUUGAAUGUGUUCCACCUUCAGAACUUGAUUUUAUUAUUUCAGCUUUUCGUGGCCAAGUGGUUUUACUUUCAUCACAUCCCUAUGGUUGUCGAGUUAUUCAGCGCAUUUUGGAACAUUGCCUACCGGAACAAACACGUCCUAUUCUUGAUGAACUACACAAAGGUGUGGAACAUUUGGUCAAAGAUCAGUAUGGCAAUUACGUCAUUCAACAUGUUUUAGAACAUGGUUCGAAUGAGGAUAAAUCACGUAUUAUUCAAAGUCUACGUGGUCGUGUAUGUGCUUUAAGUUCUCAUAAAUUUGCAUCGAAUGUUAUGGAGAAAGCAAUUGCCAACGCUGUACCAUCUGAAAGAGCUGUAUUAAUUGAAGAAAUUUUACAUCCAAUCUCUAAUGUGAAUAUUAAUGGAGACGCUUCGUCAGUAACAACUAAUAACAUCUCUUCAUCAUUAGUUGAUAUGAUGAAAGACCAAUAUGCAAAUUAUGUAGUUCAACGUAUGCUAGAAUUAGCUGAUACUGAACAACGUCGUGUAUUAAUUAAUCGGAUCCGUCCUAUGCAAAAUGUUCUACGCAAAUUUAAUUAUGGCAAGCAUAUUAUAGCUAAAUUAGAAAAAUAUAACAAUGUAGCCGGGAAUAACAACAGUACUGGGAAAAGCUCAUCUGCAAAUAAUAAUAAUAACAAUAAUAAUAAUAAUAAUUCAAAUAAUAAUAGCAAUAAUAAUUUGUCAGUUUCAAAUAAUUCCUCCACCAAUCAUAUUUCUAAAACUUCCAAUAAUAGUAGUAAUAAUAACGGCAGUGGUAACAACAAUGGCAGUUGUAAUAACACCAACAAUAGUAAUAAUGGUGGGACCCCAGCGGUGAACAAAUCAGCUGGUCCGAACUCUGAAGGCAAUGGUAUGACUACAUCACAACAAAACGAUUCUUCUACUACCACCACAACAACUACAACUACACACAAAUCAUCAAAUGACAAGUCUAAUCAUCGCACGUAGAGUUUAUUACUAUUGCAACUAUAAUAAUCUGUGUUGCUUUAUGCUACUACUACAAUGUAACGACGAACAGGGAUAAGCGAAUUGGAGCACCGUUUAUUAUUAAUUUCUUAUUUGCCCAUAUUCCAAAUACAUUUCUUAGUUUAGUUUUGGCUCUUCAUAUAUAUAUACCGUUUGUGGACCGUUAUAAUUCUCUCAUUUUUUGAAUUUUUUUCUUCAACAACUAGUCGUUCGACUCUGUCGUUACAUAAUGUACACUAGCUUUCUUUCUCUUGUCCUUAUUGUAAAAUACAACACCACACCAACAAUACAUCUCGCUUCUUGUCAUUCAUUACGUGUUUGCAAUCGCUUUGAACUACUACUUGCACAUCUCUACUUCUUCACUAUCAUCAUCAGCACGUCACAUCUUUUUGACAUACGUUUUCUCAUACGGAUCGCUUCAUAGACAAUUGUAACUUGGAAAUUCCCCCAUUCCUCGUUUAUUUAUUUGUUUGUAAAUGUCUCUUGGCUGAAUACAUUGAAAUUAAUUUGUGUAUGUAAGUUUCAUUGUGAUAUGAACAAAGCAUUAUCUCUUAGCUUUAGUUUAAGCUUUUGGUUCAGUGCUUAUUCAUGUAGUGAAAACCACUCUUUGUAUCUAUCUAUAUAUAUAAAUGUAAAUUUUGUUAUUUAACUAGUCCCCUCUGUUUGUCUGCCUGUUUCUUCUAUCUCAAUUUGUUACCGUUGGUAUAUAUAUAUAUAUAUAUAUAUAUAUAUAUAUAUAUAUGGUUUGUCUAACUUGAUACACAUGUACAGUGUUCAACCUUCGGAAGUGAGAUUUCGCUGGAUACUAUAUAUCCCAGUUGUAAUUAUAUUUAUAUACAAAGAAAUGUGUGUAUAAUGUAUAUUGAUAGUUUCUUUCGUGGUUUUUCUUGGAUCCUUAUGUGUAUACGAAUUCUGGCAAAAUUAUUUUACACCAACCCAUGUUUUCAUCGUCUUCUUUCUUUAUUCAACACUACUUUCAAGUAUCAUCACCUUCGAAUAUUUAUAUUAAUUUUCAGAUUGUACACUUUUCAUUCGUCGAAUAUAUAUAUUCUAUUUACAAUUUAGUCCCAUUAAUUUCACAUUUACCAAAAUUUAUGGUGUUUUGGUCGCUGUCUUGUAGAAAAUUGAAUUCUUUUUACAAGCUUGCGCUGCAUAUAUGGUCAUUCUUUCUUUAAAUCUUCAUAGUCUAACUGAUCAUAUAUACGUAUAUCUAUAUAUAAAUAAAAUUAAUUUUCACAUGUUGUGCAUACUAUUAUGACGUGUAUAUUGUGCUUGGAUCUUGUCUUGUUCGUGUCAUCAAUUUCAUAUUUAAAAUUACAUUGUCAAAUGCACUUACUGCUUACUGUCUCAUUAAAUUUUAACACAUGUUCUUCACCUCUUGUUUGUCCUUUCAGUACUAAAAUUCAUUGACUUGUUAUUCCUCACCUAUGGGUUAUAUAUGUAUGUAAAGUUCUUUUUGAAUCCUUCCUCAUGUCUAUAAGAAAGAGAUGGGUUUGUACAAGUUUUGAUCUUUUGUUGUAUUUGUAUUACACUUGUGUGUGAAUUUGUGUAUAUUUACUCAUGCUUUUAUCAUUAGUUAACAGCCUCUUCUUCUAACACUACUUUGAAAAAUUAAUUGCUCUAGGUUAAUUUUCCCCAUCUAGUAGAUAGCUUGUUUACAAAUUUCAAAAUUGUAACUGCCGUACUUAAUAGCCUCCUCUCUCCUUCAAAUACACACAAACAAAUCUCUGUUAUAUAUAUAUAUAUAUAUAUAUAUAUAUAUAUAUAUAUAUAUAUAUAUAUAUAUAUAUUCAAUUUUGCAUCUGUAAUCGUAACUUUUGUUGGAACUUGAUUUUUCAUUAGUGAUGUCACCAUGCUUGAAACAUCUUAAUAUUCUUGAAAACUUAAUUAUUAGUCCCAUGUCUAAUUGUUUGUCUUAAUGCAUUGUCAUGGGAUUUGUAAAUUAUCUCGUGUACUCACAUAUAAUACAACUGAAUAUUAUCAU